CUGCAUGUCAAAGGCGGGUCUUGCUUCAGCGGCGUCGUGAUGGCGCCGGGUACGGAUACCAAUACGGGUAAGGGGGCUGAGUGCGUUGGCAGCCUGUAAAUUCAGGCGCAAACUGCCUCCCUUUGACGUGGGCGGCGAUUUGGCGCGAUCUCUGGAGUCUUCUCAGGCCAAGGCGCGCGCUAACACGAUCGCACCAAGCGUCGAUCGACGGCACGCUCGACACCAUCCGUCACAACUCCACCAAAAAUCAAGCUCGAUCAUCGAACUUUGGUCGUGAAUUGAGGCUUGUCGCGUUAGUCAUCAUGAUGCGGUCACAACAACACGCACUCUUCGUCUAUCUCCUGUCUUCUUCUCUCCUCCAGAUGAAGAGCGGAGACGGAACCUGAGUCUUCGGACAUUAAUGCGACGCUGCGUUCACUCCCUUGGACAAUCCCGGGCCACACAACGAGCCUCAUCGGCGUUCCUGUGUGUACAAACCCUACCCCUAUCCGUCCGGAUGGCCAAGCGCAAACGGUCAACGACAGCCGCAGCAUCUUCAGUCCCUGACAUCCCGCCAGCCCGCCACAGCGAAGUUCCUCUGCCAGGAAAUGUCGCAAUGCAGCGGCCCAAGCCACUGAGGCGUCAGCCAUCCCAGCGCACUCGCGGGGCCAAUCCCACCCGUAUCAACACCAAUGCCAACCCUGAAUUCUUGGACGGUAUGUCUGCAUUGCAGGUUUCGCCUGACAGUGGCGGAGGCGUUCCCCUCCCUGCCAUGAAACCCCGUGUGGGCAAUGUUAGCAGUACGGGACCCAAUUUGGAUGCAGGUGCUGUUGCUCCCACAUCAACCCAUCCAGAUGCAAAUGCAACCACGGAGGAUAUUGCAGCACCUGCUGCAGGUCACCCAGAGCACGGCCCUGACAGGCAAGCACCAGGGACAGCUGUUGGUGGCAGUGCUGGAAAUCGUCCGAACGCGAAGGAUGCGGUUCAUCCGGAAUCUGAGACCACGCCGGUUGAUCUACCUGGGCGCCAGCCUGGCAGGAAUAAGAGACAAAAGGGCCCCUCGAAGCAUGUGAAGGUGGACAAUGCGGAAAGCAAUAGCACCGUCGUUAAUGACACCACUACGGCCACUGAGAAUGCUGUGAAGGAGGACGUGGGGGUGAUGGUUGAUCCUGAAGCCGAGGAGGGGCAACCAAAUCAGAACGCGGAUGGGGAAGAAAUCAAGGAAGUGCUGUCGAGGCCGCCGCCUGUCAAUUCCGACUAUCUUCCCCUCCCUUGGAAAGGGCGGUUAGGAUUUGCAUGUCUAAACACCUACCUUCGCAACGCGAAUCCCCCCAUCUUCAGUUCCCGUACAUGUCGCAUCGCAUCAAUCCUUGAGCACCGACAUCCACUUAAAGACCCCUCUCGGCCAGAACAUCCCAUAAAGAACAGGCCAGACAAGAACAAGCCUGCUGAUGUGGCGAGAGGGCAGAAGUACGUUGAGGAAUUGGGUCUCGCAAACGCUCGGGAUAUUAUCAAGAUGAUGCAUUGGAAUGACAAGUAUGGCAUCAGGUUCAUGCGCUUAAGCAGUGAAAUAUUCCCUUUCGCUAGCCAUGGCGACUACGGGUACAAGCUCGCACCCUUUGCAGCAAACUCUCUCGCAGAGGUAGGUAGAGUAAUCGCCGAGUUAGGUCACAGAGUGACCACGCAUCCUGGGCAAUUCACCCAGCUCGGUUCCCCUCGUAAGCAAGUCAUUGAUGCUUCCAUCCGGGAUCUCGACUAUCAUGAUGAGAUGCUUUCGCUUCUCAAGCUUCCACCUCAACAAGACCGUGACGCUGUCAUGAUCCUUCAUCUAGGAGGUGCGUUCGGUGAUAAGCCUGCCACCCUUGAUCGAUUCCGAGAGAAUUACGCGAAGCUUCCGCAGUCUGUCAAGAACCGUCUUGUACUUGAAAAUGACGAUGUGGUUUGGUCUGUUCAUGACCUGCUACCUCUAUGCCAGGAAUUGAAUAUUCCCUUCGUACUCGACUUUCAUCAUCACAACAUCGUGUUCAACGCUGAGAAGAUCCGCGAAGGGACAAAAGACAUUAAAGAACUCAUUCCUGUCAUCGUUGAGACUUGGACGAGAAAAGGUAUCACACCAAAGAUGCACUAUUCAGAACCAUGUCCGGAAGCUACCGCUAGCCGGUCCAGGAGGAAGCAUUCCCCAAGAGUCAUGACCUUGCCGCCAUGUCCGGACACUAUGGACUUGAUGAUCGAAGCAAAGGACAAGGAGCAAGCUGUCUUUGAACUCAUGCGAACGUUCAAGCUUCCAGGCUUCGAUCUUUUCAAUGAUAUAAUUCCUCACGUCAGGCAAGACGAGAACAAGCCUGUCCAAGCGAAACUGAUGGGGACUGCUAUGAAGCGUGGUAAAAGGAAGAAGAAGUAUGACUAUGAGCUAGAGGCUUUAGACGAAAGGCUUACGGACGUGGAGGAAGAAAAUAAAGGCGAAGUCCUUAUACCCGAGGAAGAAAUCGCCAUGGGCGGACCAGAGCGGAGAGUGUAUUGGCCUCCGGGUAUGGAGGACUGGCUUCGGCCCCGGAAGAGGGUUAUCAAGAAGAAAGAAGAAGGUGCCGCAACACAAGCAAAGAAGAAGAGGAAAACUGUAGCAAUAAAGGAAACAAGAGUAAAUGGGGAUGUCAGUGGGGUCGGGGAAGUCAAGACCCCUUCAAAGAAGGCUGCAUCUGAGAAGGGGGGCACCUCGGCGAAGAAGAAGACCCCAAAGUCAGUGCCUACCCCUUCCCCCACGGAUGAAGAGAAUGGUAGCUCGCCGCCAAGCGACCUUGGUGAUGAGAAGAGGGAUGUGCCGCUUUCAAAGAAUCGCACCGCUCCUCCAGCAUUAUCGAGAAGGAGAUGUGGCAGAGGUGCGAGUGGAGUGACUUACAAGGAGGAAGAUGCAGAUGAAGUGAACAUGUAGACUUGGCUUGUCUGAAUUGUGGUACCCAAAACACCAAACUGACUUCAGCAAUGCUAUUGUAUCAUAACCAUUGCA
This is a messenger RNA of Lindgomyces ingoldianus, 2983 nucleotides long. Its product is annotated as UV-endonuclease UvdE. The transcript has 2 exons. Lineage: Eukaryota; Fungi; Ascomycota; Dothideomycetes; Pleosporales; Lindgomycetaceae. The record is from RefSeq and is a predicted model, not a curated record. Gene Ontology annotation, cellular component: nucleus; mitochondrion. The coding region runs from base 401 to 2908 and encodes 835 amino acids. Gene Ontology annotation, molecular function: endonuclease activity. Gene Ontology annotation, biological process: response to UV; nucleotide-excision repair; mitochondrial DNA repair.